Molecule: messenger RNA, 3925 nt
Organism: Pseudophryne corroboree (corroboree frog)
Lineage: Eukaryota; Metazoa; Chordata; Amphibia; Anura; Myobatrachidae
Gene: ART1
Product: ADP-ribosyltransferase 1
Exons: 5
Coding region: 116-1075 (319 amino acids)
Molecular function (GO): NAD+-protein-arginine ADP-ribosyltransferase activity; NAD+ poly-ADP-ribosyltransferase activity
Source: RefSeq, a predicted model, not a curated record
AGCUCUCUGCUUCUUAUAUAUCUAUGCUCCAUCCGUGCCAGGGGCCGAGCUGUGACUGGCGUCAGGGAGAGGACACAGCUGCGGAUUCUGUACGGCCGGACAGCAGGACUGGAAGAUGAGAGUGAGGCCUCCAGACUGUUAUUCUGCCACUAUAGCCCUCUUCCUAUCUGUAGCCCAUGUCCUCCUCAUGCAGGUGGAUGGUAGGCGGAUGUCCAGGAGAGAUGUCUUCUCUACUAAGGAGUUUUUCCUGGACAUGGCGGAUUCCUCCUUUGAUGAUCAGUACAAAGGAUGCAGCGACUUGAUGGAAGCCGAGAUCCCUCAACUCUUCAAAAUCGAAUAUUCUACAAAUAAGGAGUUUGCUGACGCCUGGGACACAGCUGCAUUUAAAUGGGAGGAGAAGAAGAAGGGGUGCUUGGUGAUACCUAAGGACUUUAAGGAUGAGUAUGCCAUAGCAUUGCUUGCUUACACCAUAAAUGGUCCUCUGCACAAGGUCUUCAAUGAUGCCGUCAGGGACGCUGGGCUAUCCCUGCAGUAUUACCUGAGGAAUUUCAACUUUAAGGUCCUGCAUUAUUACUUGACCAAAGCUCUUCAGCUGCUGGACGUAAUAGAAACUCCGGCGUGCUACAGGGUCUACAGGGGGAUAAGAGGAAUUCGGUUUAAGUUUGACCCUCGGAAAACCGUGCGCUUUGGACAGUUCACUUCUUCUUCUACCAAAUAUGAGAGUGCUCUGAUGUUUGGAGAGGACACCUUCUUCAACAUCAAUACUUGCUAUGGUGUCAACAUCAAGAACUACUCCUUCUUCCCUGGGGAGGAAGAGGUGCUAAUACCACCUUAUGAGAAGUUUAAGGUGACCAACUUCAUCAAGGAGAGAGACAGGAAUUAUAUAACCCUGAACUCUGUGGAGAAGUCUAGUGUCUACAACUGUGAGCUCGUGAAAGAAAGAAAAUGUAAACUGAAGUGGUGCCCGUUCAGUUCAGCCACCAGCACCCAGAUGAAGAUAAAUUCCCUGGAAAUAAUGCUUGUCAGUGUACUGGUCCUCCUAACACAACCUCUGGGAGAUGUCUUCUACUCCUGAUACAGUAACUGGGAGAUGUCUUUUCCUUGUAAUACAAUAACUGGGGGAUGUCUUCUACUCCUGAUACAGUACUGUAACUGGAAGAUAUCUUCUCCAUGUGAUACAGUAACUGGGGGAUGUCUUCUCCUUGUAAUACAGUCACUCUGAGAUGUCUUCUCAUUGUAAUAUAGUAACUGGGAGAUAUCUUCUUCUCCUGAAACCAUAACAGGGAGAUUUCUUCUCUUAACACAGACAUUGGGAGAUGUCUUCUCCUCCUAACACAAUCAAUGGGAGAUAUCUUCUCCUCUUAACACAAUCAAUAGGAGAGUCUUCUAACACAGUCAAUGGGAGAUGUCUUCUUCUAACAUAGUCACUGGGAGAGGUCUUCUCCUAACACAAUCAAUGGGAGAUGUCUUCUCCUCACACAAUUAAUAGGAGAGUCUUCUUCUAACACAGUCAAUGGGAGAUGUAUUCUAACAUAGUCACUGGGAGAGGUCUUCUCCUCCUAACACAAUCAAUGGGAUAGUCUUCUCUUCCUAACACAGUCAAAAGGAGAUGUCUUUUCCUAACACAGUCACUGGGAGAUGCCUUCUCUUCCUAACACAGUCACUGGGAGAUGCCUUCUCUUCCUAACACAGUCACUGGGAGAUGCCUUCUCUUCCUAACACAGUCAAUGGGAGAGGUCUUCUCUUUACACAGUCACUUGGAGAUGUCUUCUCCUAACACAGUUACUUGGAGAUAUCUUCUCCUAACACAGUCACUGGGAGAUGCCUUCUCUUCCUAACACAGUCAAUGGGAUAUGUCUUCUCCUAACACAGUCACUGGGAGAUGCCUUCUCUUCCUAACACAGUCACUGGGAGAGGUCUUAUCCUAACACAGUCUCUUGGAGAUGUCUUCUCCUCCUAACACAGUUAAUGGGAGAUGUCUUCUAAUACAGUCACUGUGAGAUGUCUUCUCCUCUUAACACAGUCACUGGGAGAUGUCGUCUUCUCCUCCUAACACAAUCAAUGGGAGUGUCUUCUCUUCCUAAGACAGUCAAUAGAUGUCUUCUCCUAACACAGUCACUGGGAGAUGCCUUCUCUUCCUAGCACAGUCACUGGGAGAGGUCUUCUCCUAACACAGUCACUUAGAGAUAUCUUCUCCUAACAGUCAUUUGUAGAUGUCUUCUCCUAACUCAGUCACUUAGAGAUGUCUUCUCCUCCUAACACAGUUAAUGGGAGAGGUCUUCUCCUAAUAUAGUCACUGGGAGAUGUUUUCUCCUCCUAACACGGUUAAUGGGAGAUAUCUUAUCCUAAUAUAGUCACUGGGAGCUGUCUUCUCCUCCUAACACAGUCACUGGGAGAUGUCUUCUCCUCCUAACACAAUCAAUGGGAGUGUUUUCUCUUCCUAAGACAGUCAACAGAUGUCUUCUCCCAACACAGUCACUUGGAGAUGUCUUCUCCUAACACAGUCAAUGGAAGAUGUCUUCUACUAACACAGUCACUGGGAGAUGUCUUCUCUUCCUAACACAGUCACUGGGAGAUGUCUUCUCUUCCUAACACAGUCAAUAGGAGAUGUCUUCUCUUCCUAACACAGUCAAUAGGAGAUGUCUUCUGCUAACACAGUCACUGGGAGAUGUCUUCUCUUCCUAACACAGUCAAUAGGAGAUGUCUUCUCUUAACACGGUCACUGGGAGAGGUCUUCUGCUAACACAGUCACUGGGAGAUGUCUUCUCUUCCUAACACAGUCAAUAGGAGAUGUCUUCUCCUAACACAGUCACUUGAAAAUGUCUUCUCCUAAUACAGUCAAUGGGAGGUGUCCUCUUCUUAUAAUAAAUUAAUCUUACCCCCCCCCCCCCCAAGACAGGUUGUGUACUUACCCCAAAUCUCCAGCUAUGUUAUUCUAUAAACAAUGACACCUGUGGCCAGAUAGAAACAUCUCUAACCUUGUCAUGAUACUCUCCUGCACACCCUUGUGGACCUGCUUCUCACCAAUUAUCUGAUAACCACCUCACUCUCUCCCUGGUCGCUCUUCACUUUUGUAACAAACCUGAGCAGACUCUCCCAGCCAUCAGUCUUUCAGUUGCUCUUGGUAUACCCUCCUCUUCCCUGUAGCCGAUCCUGUCCAUACCUGAUACUAAUCCCUGUGCAGGUUCUACCAGCUACCCUUCCAUCCUCCACUCCUAUUGUCUCAGCUUUACCAUCUAACAAGCAGAGACACCUCUCUAUCAUCAGUCUCACAUCUGUGCCUCCUUCCUCCACCAUGUAUGCAGUAUUUAUGUGUGAUUUAUAUUUUCUAUGACUUACUACUCUGUCUGUCCAGCGCUGCAGUGUUUUGUGGCUCCUUACAAAAAGGUGAUGAUGAUGACAAUGAUAACGUGUCUCUGAAAUGCGCAUUUUAGCUAUGGAAACUUUACUGUCAUCACUUAUUACAGUUACAAUAUGUUCUGGUAAUAAAAUAAUACAAAUAUAAUUUCCAAAAAUAGUUAAUAUUUAUUUUAGACUGACACAAGCGCUCUUGCUGUACAUUUAAGCAAUGUUAUAUGUUGUAGUAGACUCACGGAUACUUACCGAAGGGUUGCAACUUCAGUUACCAGAACCAAAUGUUUAGAUUGUACUGUAGCUUUAAUUGUAAUAUUACUAUUACCCCCAAACAAAUUAUAUAUUGUGUGUAAGGUUUACAGAGAUGCACCCAAAAAAUUUCAAACCAGUUUCAAAUUCAGUCAAAUGUCAAAAUUUUAAAGUUCAUGAGUGCGUUCCGCUACAAUCAUCGAUAGGCAGAGAGUGAGAUUUCUGGUUUGCUGUUUGUAUUAAGAUUUGUAUUUUUACAUAUUUGUAAACUGUAAAAAAAGAUCUAUUUAAGAAAUAAAAAAAAAGUAUUUCUAAAUUCUUA